Molecule: messenger RNA, 3477 nt
Organism: Papaver somniferum (opium poppy)
Lineage: Eukaryota; Viridiplantae; Streptophyta; Magnoliopsida; Ranunculales; Papaveraceae
Exons: 8
Coding region: 2368-3249 (293 amino acids)
Biological process (GO): retrograde vesicle-mediated transport, Golgi to endoplasmic reticulum
Cellular component (GO): SNARE complex; endoplasmic reticulum
Molecular function (GO): SNAP receptor activity
Source: RefSeq, a predicted model, not a curated record
UAAUUGAGAUAAACCUCAACCUACCGGCUUGUUUUGCUGAAUUUUGAUGUCAAAGGCCGUCGAGACUCGAGACAGAUUGAUUAAUAAAAUGAAAUCCAACUGCGACGAGUCGAAGAAGCGCAUCAGUUAGAUUUAGAUGUCUCAGUACGAUCCUUUGUCCAAAGCCAUAUUGUUUCAGAGACUAAACUUGGAUCCACACAAGAGCACAGACUCAAUUAUCGUUUUCUUUCUUUUUUUUUAAUUUUAAUUUAACUAUCCGACUGCAACAAUUAUUACUCCGCAAAUCUUAACCCUCUCUUCUUCUAUGUUCUUAGUUCUCUCUUAAACCUCAACUCUACCAGGUAUUAUUCUUUCUAUUUCUAAUCUUCAAUUAGGACUUCUUUUUGCACCAAUGGCUACAGAUGCAUAUGCAUUACUCAGAAAAUUAGGGUUUACUAAACAAGUGAAUGAAAUUUUGAAUUUUCUUUCGUUAAAAGCUUGGUUGUUAUUUUUUUGUAUCUGACGAUCACAUUGAUUUCUUAUUGCAAUUGUUUGUUUAAUAUAUGGUGAGAAUAAGUUUGGAGUUGAAACCGUGAACACGAAUUUGGUCGCCACCGUUCACACUCCUCUGGUGAUCUGCACUACAAAGUUGGAUAAUCAGUAACAACUUCUCUUUAAACAACUUCUCUUUCUUGAACUUUUAUAGCCUGAAUUGGGUAUUUCAUAAUUCAGUCAAAAUUACUAUAUGGGAAUGGAGAAAAAAGAAGACCUCCAGUGUCAUCUGGUUUGGAAUCUUUGGAUUGAAAACGCUAGACUUUUUAAUGGAAAGUAUAAGUCUUUGGACUCGAUCAUUGAUAGUGUGAAGACCCAGGUGUAUAAUUGGUGCGUUGGAACCGACAUUUUUGCGGGUAUUUCCUUGAAUACAGCUCUUAACAAUUGGAGGCAGUCAUGAGAUAAUUGAUUUUCUGUAUUUUUUUUUCCUUCUUCAGUAUUUUUUCUGGAGCUCUAUUGAGCUAGGUUCUGUUUUCUUUCUUUUCAACACAUCACUGUCUUGGUGGUGACUUGAAUUUUAUCAAUAUAUUUGCCCUUUUUGAGUCAAAAAACAUCAACCAAUUUCUGAGUAAAGCUUUAAUUUCAAUGGAGUUAGUAACAAAAUUUGGUUUUCAACUACAUACGAUUUCAUAGUUGUUUUCUUGCUAGCCACAAUUAAUAGGUGAAAUUAGGGAGGUGAAAUUAGGCUUGGUGACAGAGAAUCAUCUCAAUUUGCAUCUUUUAGGUUUUCCAACUUCAUGUUUUGUUUUUAUCAUUUUCAAGUUGCAGUUUGAUAAAAUACCCAAGAGAGCAUCUUAAUGUCAUCUUAAAAACUUACUUAGCUGAGUGAGUGCAUUUUAAUUUUCCAAGUUCCUCCAACACUGUGUUAAUACGAUUUCAAGGGAUCACUUUAUAUAAUGGUUGAUAUGAUUGAAGUAGGAGGGAACUUGUUGCAUGCUGUUAGAUUAAGGAAUCAGUUUUCUUCCUGUGGUGGUCAUUUAGAUUUAAUGGUGUAGAAUAUUCAAGAUUGCAGAGUAUCUGUUACAGUUGAUAAGCUCAAAUUCUCAGUUCAUCAGAACAGCCAAAUAUUGAAUUUUUGGCUUAGAACCCUCUGUUACAGUGCUACUAUUUCCUAAAUCACAUAUUGAAUUGUGAACUUUUUUAAACCUACAGCAUAAUUCACUGCACGCAAGGUGUUUGAUAUGAUGCUUCAUGAUUUCUUUCAUCUCAUGCUAGCUUAAAACUGUUGUGGGUUCUCCACCGUGCAAGCGGUCAUCUAGUUACCUUUUUAUCACCUAUCAAGGUGUUGUGUACUCUUGCAUCUGUGAUGUGUGAGCGUCAAAAUUUGGUGAUAUGUGUCUUCUAACAGUGGCAGAGUCAUAGUUUAUGCUUGGUUGGUCUCUAGGUACAGAAAAUUUAGUAGAAAUAUAGAUCUUAAUUAUGCGUAAGUCAAAUCCAAUAUCUCGGUGAAGAUUCAAAAUCUUGAAAAUUUAUGUACUAAUUUGACAAGAAGGUAUCUUUUGACAAGAAAAACCAGCUCCAUAAAACCAACCCUGAUGCACAAUGAAUUCUCAAUGAUGUUUCUUUUUCAUUUUAAAAGAAGUGGGUUUUUCCCUUAAUAAGCUUCUAUACUAGCCAUUGUUGACUGCUAGUUUCAUCAGUGUCACCAGGUCACCAACUUACAAAGUGUGAUGCACCACAUAAAUUGAAAGAUGAGACCGUCUACUUUCUGGAUCUAUAUCCAUUGUUAAAUUUCUAAUGAUAAAUGAAUUGCGGAAUUUUCUAAGUGAAUACAGUCGGAAACAGAUCUCAAAGUGACAAUCUUCAUUUACAAAGUUUGGGCUUAUCUAAGUUAUAAUGGAUGAUGAGGUUGCACAAGCUGUGGAGAAAGCGAUCAAAGAAUGGGAAAAGACAUCGUCGAGCAUUGAAAACAAUGUGAAAGCCAUUGAGGGGUUUGGCACAUCUGUUGAUGGAUUGACAGAAGAAGAGAGUUCUCAUCAUAGAUUGAAUGGUCUUGCACAAGAUGGGUUGCCGCUACUUAGGUCAUUGCAAUUCAGACUUGAUCUUCUCGCACAGCAGUUGCUUAUGGAAGAACAAGUACAGUCUGCUCAAUCGACUUUAAAAUCUUGGAAGGAUCAGUACCAGAGUUUACAUUUGGGACUGAGGAAUGCUAAUCUGCAAGCGCAGAUCAAUAUGAGAAAAGCUGCUCAGACAAAGAGGGAACUUCUUUUAGGAGGUGGAGAGGAGUCUACAAUUCGCCGGCGCAACUUACAAACUAAGGCUGGAAUGACUAAUGCUUCAGAAAGCAUCACUGAGAGCCUUAGGCGCACUCGUCAAUUGAUGGUUCAGGAGGUUGAAAGAAGUGAAUAUACAUUGGCAACUUUAGAUGAAUCGACAGGAGUAUUAAAGAAGGCAGAAAGUGAAUACAAGGGUCAUCGUUCGCUACUGAUGCGGACCAAAAACCUGCUAUCCACUAUGUGGUGUCAGGAUGUUCUUGAUAGGUUAAUAUUGCUGGUUGGCUUCCUCUUGUUCUCUUGUGCUGUUUUCUAUGUCAUAUCAAAACGCAUCGGAUUGUUCAAGUUGCAGAGAAAGGUCAUAGAAGCUAUCAAGGCAGGGAUGAUUGUACCAGGAGAUUUGGGGGCUGGGGCAGCUGAAAACGGGUUUAAUGGAGUGCGUGUUGAUGACAAUGUUGUCCCUAACUUGGAGGUGCCUCCAUUAGAAAUGCACGACGAAUUGUAAUCUGCUUGCUUGUCUCAGUUUUGGCAUAUUACUCCUACCAUUUCUGAAAAAGAGGUACCGACACUUUUUCAUUUUAGCCUAAAAGAGGUACUAUCAGUUUUGGCAUAUUACUCCAUUAGUACUAUUUACUCACUGACGAUUGUAAUCUGCUUGCUUGUCUGAGUUUUGUCAUAUUAUUAUUUACUCACUGAUCGUAUAUAUAAGAAAGCUCCACUAAUUUUAGACGUG